This is a messenger RNA of Lodderomyces beijingensis, 1645 nucleotides long. Lineage: Eukaryota; Fungi; Ascomycota; Pichiomycetes; Serinales; Debaryomycetaceae. The record is from the annotation of a GenBank genome assembly.
AUGAUGAGAGAAGUUAUCAGUAUUAAUGGUAUGUUUAACUUGAAUCUGUGUGAUUCACGCGUACACCCAAGGGAGAGGGAGAGAGCAGGGGCAACCGUUUCAAGAGGAAACGGUGACCCACGCCAUGCCAUCUACGCGUAUUUCGUCGUCUAUACUGGCUGCCACGGGGCAGAAUUAACCCUAGAUUACUUUGCUAUGCACCAUCACCGUGAUCGUUUUCGAAAAUGCAAAAAAACCCUGGGGUUUACUUUCCCAGUACUCUUCCCAAAAAAAAAAAAACAGAAAAAAAAAGUUUGGGGUCGAUUACUAACAGCAUAUCAUAGUUGGGCAAGCUGGUUGUCAAAUCGGGAAUGCAUGUUGGGAGUUGUACUCUCAAGAGCACGGCAUAAGACCCGACGGGUAUUUACAAGAAGGGCUCACUAGACCCAAGGGAGGAGAAGAAGGGUUCAGCACCUUUUUCAGCGAGACCGGUUCGGGCAAAUACGUUCCUCGUGCUUUGUAUGUUGACUUGGAACCCAAUGUCAUUGACGAAGUUAGAACUGGUGUCUACAAGGACUUGUUCCACCCUGAGCAGUUGAUUGCUGGUAAAGAAGACGCAGCAAACAACUAUGCUAGAGGCCACUAUACUGUUGGUAGAGAAAUCUUGGAUGAUGUUUUAGACAGAAUUAGAAGAAUGAGUGACCAGUGCGAUGGUUUGCAAGGUUUUUUGUUUACCCACUCCUUGGGCGGUGGUACUGGCUCCGGGUUGGGCUCGUCGUUGCUCGAGCACUUGUCGAUGGACUAUGGUAAGAAGUCCAAGUUGGAAUUUGCUGUUUACCCUGCUCCACAAGUGUCCACCUCGGUUGUUGAGCCUUACAACACCGUCUUGACCACCCAUACCACCUUGGAACACGCCGAUUGUACAUUCAUGGUGGACAACGAGGCCAUUUACGACAUGUGCAGAAGAAACUUGGACAUUGCCAGACCAAACUUUAGUUCCUUGAACAACUUGAUUGCCCAGGUUGUCUCAUCUGUAACGGCAUCUUUGAGAUUCGAUGGUUCAUUGAAUGUUGAUUUGAACGAGUUCCAGACUAACUUGGUGCCAUACCCAAGAAUCCACUUCCCAUUGGUUAGUUAUGCACCAGUUUUCUCCAAAACGAGAGCUAACCACGAGGCCAAUUCGGUUUUGGAAAUCACCCAAUCGUGUUUUGAACCAGGUAAUCAAAUGGUUAAAUGCGACCCAAGACAGGGUAAAUAUAUGGCCACGUGUUUGUUGUACCGUGGUGACGUUGUCACAAGAGACGUUCAAAACGCAGUUGCUCUUGUAAAGUCAAAGAAGACGGUGCAAUUGGUUGAUUGGUGUCCUACUGGUUUCAAGAUUGGUAUUUGCUACCAGCCACCAACGGCCAUUGAAGGAAGCGAGUUGGCAAGCGCAUCAAGAGCCGUUUGCAUGCUCUCGAACACAACGGCCAUUGCCGAAGCAUGGAGAAGAAUCGAUAGAAAAUUCGACUUGAUGUAUUCAAAGAGAGCGUUUGUUCACUGGUACGUGGGAGAAGGUAUGGAGGAAGGCGAGUUUACUGAAGCUAGAGAAGAUUUGGCUGCUUUGGAAAGAGAUUAUGUUGAAGUUGGAACCGACUCGUUCCCAGAAGAGGAAGAAGAGUACUAG